This is a messenger RNA of Rubroshorea leprosula, 1842 nucleotides long. Lineage: Eukaryota; Viridiplantae; Streptophyta; Magnoliopsida; Malvales; Dipterocarpaceae. The record is from the annotation of a GenBank genome assembly.
CUGCCGGUGCCUCCUCCUUCCCUUUAUUCCCGUUUUGCCCCUUCCCGUUCACACUGCACUAUACAGACCAGAAUCCUCGUCACCAAUCAACUCAUUUUCCCUUUCACCCACUAACCAAAUCCGUACAAAAUUCCACUGAACAGAAACUGCACAACUUCACUCAAUUCCCCUUUGUUUCCUUUCUUUCCACAGUACUUUCUCCCCCCCCUUCCCUUUUUCCUUUUAAACCGCGUGGGAAUCAGCAGCAAUGGGAUCAGACCUGACAUUUGCAGAUUUAAUCCUAUAAAAUCAAUGUUCAUCUUCAUCCCGUUCCUUAAUUCGUCGUCUGCAGUCUCCUGACUUCAUCUUUACAGGAUCGCCGGAGGAAUUUUGUUUCUCUCCUGAAACAGUACUCUCUAUCGAUGCAUCAUCUGUUUGGUUGCAGAGAAAGUGCAGGAAAAUAAAAGGACGAAAAAAAGGAAAAGAAACGCUUUCUUCUUCCUGAAGGUAGUAAAGAAAGUUUUGCAUUGUCUGCUAAUUGCUGAGCUCACUUGUUCAGGACUCAACACUUUUUUUUCCUUUUCCUUUUGGUACCAAGCUGAAAUCGGAGGGGUUCAAUUUCCGAGGAUCUGAUUUUCUUUGCGGUGAUGGGGAAAGGUAAUACCGGGAGAGAAUGGACUCAGAUCUACGCGAUAUACGGCAUGGAGCAGUGCCAGAGGCUGGUGUUUCUCUUGGGCCACGCCGUUCUGUUCUCGGUGCUGUCCGUGCUCUUUCUCUUUUACUUCGAUGUGAUAUUCCACUUCUUUCAAACCUUUCUUUCCAGUCCCGGUGCGGCCAGGUUCGCCGCCGGCUUCAGCGGUGCCGUCACGGCUAUCUCGGCCGUGUGCCUGUUCUUCGCCGCGGCUAAUUUCUUUUACUCGGCUGGUCCGCUGCAUUACGACAUGGCGCAUCGGAUGAUCGGCUCGGUCAAUGAUUGGUCAACUGUGAAGUUGGCGCUUGAUAUCGGUUGCGGGAGGGGAAUACUGCUCAAUGCGGUGGCGAGGCAGCUGAAAAAGACCGGCAGCUCUGGGCGGGUCGUCGGCUUGGACCGGUCCAAACGAACCACCCUCUCAACUCUCCGUACCGCUAACAUGGAAGGCGUCGGAGAGUAUGUGACGUGCCGGGAAGGUGACGUGAGGAGUCUCCCGUUUGGGGAUAACUAUUUUGAUGUGGUGGUAUCGGCGGUGUUCGUGCACACGGUAGGAAAAGAAUACGGGCACCGGACGGUGGAGGCGGCGGCGGAGAGAAUGAGGGUAUUGGGGGAGAUUGUGAGGGUUUUGAAGCCCGGUGGGGUCGGGGUGGUCUGGGACCUUCUACACGUGCCGGAAUACGUGCGACGGUUGCAGGAAUUAAAGAUGGAAGACAUCCGGGUUUCGGAGCGGGUCACCGCCUUCAUGGUCAGCAGCCACAUGGUAUCCUUCCGGAAGCCUAGUCAGCAUGUCAUGGGGCCCGGAGAAGUCCGACUGGACUGGAGAUGCUGAUGUGGAAAUAAGGAUUGAAUAAUUAGUUUUAGAUAGAAAGAGUGAAAGUGGCCCCAAAAAAUAAAAAUAAUAAAUAAUAAAAUAGAAAGAGUGAAAAUGAUACAAUGAAAAAUAUAGUGAUGGUAAUUUAAAUGGUUUUAUAAUAAAUUCUGGGGAGACGAAGUCGAGCCAGAUUAGUGGAUGGAUACAUAUUUAAUGGUGCAAUUUAUGAGUGGUUUUGAUUAGAGUUUGUAAAUAGACCAUGGAGGAAUUUCUCUUGUUCCAUCUUCGGUAUUGUUGUAUAUAUAAUUACUAUAUAUAAAGUAUUAUAUACUAUGAUGAUUAAUAAAAUAAAUUGCUUUUG